This is a messenger RNA of Malaya genurostris, 6629 nucleotides long. RefSeq names its product cyclin-G-associated kinase (gene aux). Bases 124 to 3816 code for a protein of 1230 amino acids. Gene Ontology annotation, molecular function: AP-2 adaptor complex binding; protein serine/threonine kinase activity; ATP binding. Lineage: Eukaryota; Metazoa; Arthropoda; Insecta; Diptera; Culicidae. The transcript has 5 exons. The record is from RefSeq and is a predicted model, not a curated record. Gene Ontology annotation, biological process: protein phosphorylation; positive regulation of Notch signaling pathway; regulation of clathrin-dependent endocytosis. Gene Ontology annotation, cellular component: cytoplasm.
UAUAGUAUUCGAUGGCAGAAAGGAGGAACGUCGUCGAAGAAAAAGUUUUCUUUCGCUUGUGUAUCAGCCAGUGGUGAAAAUUUUGUUGUUUUUCAAGUGAAAAAUCGCUUUGAUCACUACAAGAUGAGCGAAUUUCUUAAGUCAGCGAUUAACUACUUCAACACAGGCCCCGGUUGCGGGCAGGAUAAUGAUUUUGUUGGGCAGAUCGUAGAAAUUGCAAACGUAAAACUGCGGAUCAAACGUGUUAUUGCCGAAGGCGGUUUUGCGUAUGUUUAUGUAGCUCAGGACGUCCAGACUGGCAACGAGUAUGCCUUGAAGCGGUUGUUGGGUGCCGACAAGGAAGAAUGCAAUAACAUUAUCCGAGAGAUCAAUAUGCUCAAACAGGUGUCAGGUCAUCCGAACAUUAUAAAGUUCAUAGCAGCCACGUUUAUCGACCGCACUCAAAACUCCACAGCCAAGCGGGCCGAGUAUCUGUUAGUGACGGAGUUGUGCAAGGGUGGUUCGCUUUAUGACUGCCUAGAGCGAGAACUAGCACCGGAUACUGUGCUGCGAGUGUUUUAUCAGGCUUGCAAAGCGGUAGCUCAUUUGCACACGCAAACGGUUCCGAUCAAUCACCGAGAUAUUAAGAUUGAAAAUUUUCUCAUCGGCUGCGAUGGACAGCUCAAGCUAUGUGAUUUUGGAUCAGCAUCAACCGAUACGUAUGCUCCUGAUGUUAGUUGGAAUGCUCACCAGAGAGAUUCGCUCGAAGAUUUGCUGGGACGCUGCACAACUCCAAUGUAUCGUUCUCCUGAACAGCUCGAUACCUGGGCCAAUUAUCCGAUUGGUAUCAAAACUGAUAUAUGGGCUCUCGGAUGCAUACUGUUCUGUCUAUGCUAUCGAAAACAUCCGUUCGAGGAUUCAGCCAAGCUGAGAAUAAUCAAUGCAAACUACACGAUACCGAACGAUUCGCGGUAUAUGUGCUUUAAUGAGAUUAUCAAGGGAUGUCUUCAGGUUGAUCCGACCAAAAGAUUUGAUAUAGUAAUGACGUUAGACCGUUUAGCAGCAAUAUCGGAAUCAAAGGGAUGGCCAAUAAAAGCACCGCUUGGAUUGAAUGGAAAACCUUUGAAUACUCCACCAAGCGGUCCAUCUCCCAAUCCCAGCCCAAUGCAUUUGCCGGACGUAACGUCAAUUCCUCAACAUGCGCCUCCUCAACGUCCGGCACCGCCGCGGCCUGCACCGGUUGGAAAUAAUGCUGGGCCGCCUAUGGAACGGAAGAAUCCACAGCGCCCACCAGACCCGGUGCGGCCACCUCCGCCGGUAAUAGCACCUGCCGCUCACCAUUAUCCUCAUCAACCACCGAUUGGAGUGCACGGCGGAGGAGGUCUUUUCUCAUCAAUCAAAGGAGGUGCAGGAAGUUUUUUGAAAAAUCUGAAGGACACAUCUUCGAAGGUAAUGCAAACCGUACAACAAAGUAUCGCUCGAACGGAUUUAGAUAUUAGCUACAUAACACAAAGAAUUCUUGUUAUGCCUUGUCCUUCGGAAGGUCUUGAGUCAACAUACAGAACCAAUCACAUCGAAGAUGUUAAGUUAUAUUUAGAGAGCAGAUAUCUUCCGGCGAAAAUCAGCAUCUAUAAUCUGGGUCCACGUAGUUGCCCUCGAUUACCUCCACCAGUUCGUACAGUUGAGGGCAGUUUCAUCUACUCACCCGUUCCAGUAUCAUACAAAGCUCCGAAUUUGACAGGAUUGUAUGCAUUGGCAGAGGAUAUGUAUGGCUUUUUGAACGCCGACCCCAAGACGGUGAUAGUAAUUCAAAGUCCUGAUUCUGGAAAGGCCCUCGCUGCCACAAUGGUCUGUGCUUUGCUGGUAUACAGUCAGCUGGUAACUGAACCCGAGGACGCUAUGCAGAUAUUCGCAGUUAAACGGACUCCUCCAAGUAUGAGAGCUUCAGAACUUAGAUACCUUUACUAUUUAGGUGAUUUGGUUCGAUCGGUGCCGCAUUUGCCACAUUAUAAUCCGGUAACACUGGUUUCGGUAACUGUCAGUCCCAUUCCCAGGAUGACAAAGGCUCGCGAUGGUUGUCGAGUUUACAUUGAAGUUGCUUCUGGCGAUCGAAUUGUUUUCAGUACACUUACCGACUAUGACCGAAUGCGAUUAUAUGCUGCUACCGAGGGAAAACUUUCCCUCACAUUGAAUGUGACCGUCUGUGGUGAUGUUACGGUAACUCUGUAUCAUGCUCGCAAUGCCCUCGGGGGCAUGGGUCGUCCUCAGGGGUUGAAAAUAUGUCAAUUCCAACUGAACACCGGAUACAUUCCGGAGGAAGAAACGCUAAUAAAUUUCACCAAAAACGAACUGGACGAUGUUCCGGACGUUGAACACGUUCCACACGGAUUCAAUGUUGCUUUGUCCGUAUUUGUUGGCGAUUCCGAGCGACCUCCUUCAACACAACCGCCUUGGACACCACCCAAAGCGCCCAGAGAUCCUAAAGUUUUAUUCGCUUCGCAACUAGAAUACGAGGAAAAUGUGGAUAACUUCAUUUCAAAACCAACAUCCAAAGCGUCUGCAGCUCCACAACGACCACCCCCUCGUCCAGCUCCGCCUGCUUCUUCUUCGUCUUCAACAGAACCGCCCCUAGCUAAUCAAACAUUGGCACCAGUCAUAAACGAGAGCCUGUCUACUCCAAACGAUGCCGACCUUUUGAAUCUUAGCAACGCUAGUCAAAACAAUUCCGAAGAAACACAGCCAACUAAAGACGAUGCUAGCUUUGAUUUGCUAGCAGGUUUCGAACCACCGGUAAUUGAGGAUAGCCAAUCUAAUGCUAAUAGUGCUCAUCCGCCAGCUGGUUUGGAUGACAUUUUCGGUACUAUCGGCACCAGUACUGGCCCGGUACCACUUCAAACCACCAAAUCCAACACGGACCUGAACGGACUAAAUCUUAAUUUUGACAACUUUGGUGGUAUCGCAAAACCGGCCGCUCCGAAUGACUCUGUUCCGAAUGGAGGUAAUAAUAAUCAGUACAACAAUAGUUUCGGAUUCGAUCCGUUCGCAGGAAUCAGUGCAAGUGCAUUCCACAAUAGUCACCAGUCACAGCCCGCACAGGUGCAACCACCUCAACCAGCCAGUAAGGAUCCUUUCGCCGAUAUCGGAAACCUGGCGUCCAAUCUGGGUGCUGGAGGUUGGAAUAAACCUGGCAAUGUUCCAACUACGACACCCAGCCCACGAUCUACUCAGUUUUCUAGUCCAACGCACCAGUAUAGCGGUGCCACCACAGCCAAUGUCUCCCCGAAAGCUCCUUCCACUCCAAUCCAUCAAAUGCGAAGUCCAAAUGAUGCACAAAGACCGGACUACAGUCGGUCUCAUUUCGAACCACCAAAACCGCCGGGACAGAGCAAUGGUUCGAACGGAGGACCGAAGGAGAAAUCCGGUGAUAUCUUUGGAGAUAUUCUGGGUUCUCAAGGAUACUCAUUCGCUAGUGGAAAAAAUCAAGGACCUCGGACGAUUAACGAUAUGCGAAAAGAAGAACAGGUUAAAGAGAUGGAUCCGGAGCGGCUCAAGCUAAUGGAAUGGACUGAAGGAAAGAAAAGCAACAUCAGAGCACUUCUAUGCACAGUGCAUACGGUUGUUUGGCCCGGUGCAAAGUGGACAAAAUGCGAGAUGCAUCAGCUGGUCAGUGCUGCCGAUGUGAAGAAAAUGUAUAGGAAGGCAUGUUUGGCGGUACAUCCUGACAAACAUACCGGCACCGAAAACGAAAGCAUGGCCAAGCUCAUAUUCAUGGAACUAAACAAUGCAUGGAGUGAGUUCGAAAACGAUGCUACGCAGCAAAAUUUAUUCGCCAAUUAAGUGGACAUUGGGGCGCUCGAGUUUGUACUAAUUCCGGCAGUUUUAUGUAUGUACGAGUCAUCAGUCGAAUCUGUUUCAACUAUGUGACGUUCCGUAAAUGACGAACAUUCGUAAGUAUAGCUUAUCUCGUUGUUACACAAUACGGCACAGAGCUGAUUCACCAGAUUUCAUAAAUUUCUUAACCUGUUAUCGCUCUUCAGCUACUGCUGCAGCAGUAAGUGUGUUAAUUUGUUAUUACGCUUUCUUAAAAUAAAAAAAAGCAACAAAACAAAUUCAAGAUCAAUUGUAACGGCUGAAAGGAUUGGAAUAGCUUACUGAAAACAAAUUUAGUAUGAAUACAGUCAAAACGGUCGAGAAACUGAGGAGCAAAUUAUAGCGAUGCAUUUGGUAUAUCGAGUUCUAUAAUUUAUGGUAUUGAUAGAAUACUAUUGCUUGACACUAGCAAUUUCAAAACUGUUUUUAAUUCUGUUUUAUUGGAUAUACACUAUGCAAGAACAUUUUAAUUUUCAAAAUUCGAGAAUAUUUUGAAAGUAACAAGAAAUUAUUGGCGUGACAAAACAGAACUGUUAUGCUGAUGUCUUGUUUUGAUUUGAAAAAAAAACGAAACAUUUUUGUUUGCUAUAUACCUUCAUUAUCAAAAUUAUUUUGUGUAACAUUUUUGGCAAUCAUUCAUACAAAAUGUAGUCGAGAUUGACAAGAAGAAAAUUAAAGUAUAUCUAUGUUGUAAUAUUCAAAGUAUGUUUAUUUUUCAAAUCUAAUUUCAUCCUUAUUAAAGCAAAGGCAUUUUUUAAAAUAAUUUUUGGUUUACUGCUCGUUUUAUUGGCUAUACACUAUGCAAGAACAUUUUAAUAUUCAAAAUUCGAGAAUAUUUCGAAAGUAUCAAGAAAUUAUUGGCGUGACAAAACAGAACUGUUAUGCUGAUGUCUUGUUUUGAUUUGAAAAAAAAAACGAAACAUUUUUGUUUGCUAUAUACCUUUAUUAUUAAAAUUAUUUUGUGUCACAUUUUUGGCAAUCAACUCAUACAAAAUGUAGUCGAGAUUGACAAGAAGAAAAUUAAAGUAUUUCUAUGUUGUAAUAUUCAAAGUAUGUUUAUUUUUUAAAUUUAAUUUCAUCCUUAUUAAAGCAAAGGCAUUUUUUAAAAUAAUUCUUGGUUUACUGCUCGUUUUUUUUGUUUGAACUAUUGAUUGUACUAACAGGUUUUGAGGAUUUUUUUAGAACCGAAAGCUUCCUUGGUGCUCAAGCAAUGUCAAAUCUUGUUCAAACUAAUAGAAGAAAAUUAAUAUAUUCUAGGUGCUUCAAUAAAACAUCUUGCCAAAGCCACCAGUUUCACCAGACAUUGCUUCUGCUGAUUUCGUUUUGAUUCGGUCGUAAAAUCCAUUUGCUAUCUCUAAGAUUGCUAAACGUUUCUGUUGAUUUCUCGGAAUAAACAUAAAAAACCCUCAAAGCUUAUUAUAUUAUUAUAUCGUUUAUUUUGACCCGGCUUUAACUAAAUUGUGGUCGUUCGCCUGGCUCCUAAAAGCUUUUUUUUUAACCCAAUAGUAUAACUUGGUUUGAAUAAUCAUCUCGAAUUGGCGAAUAAUUAGAAAUUUACAUGAUUAAUUGUCAUCGCUCAACUUCGAAGUCAUUUCUUAUACAAUAGAAUUCUUUCAAGCUAAAGUUAAGUUAGUUAAUCGUUUCUCGGUCGUACCGAACCAAUUCAACAACUAUGAAUUCACCCACAAACGAAAUAUCUUAGGCAACCGAAAUCUACAUCACAUUUUGCUGUGUCAGUAUCAGCGAUUCUGAAACAGUUUAAUUCGAAAUGUCUGGAUCGUUACUUAAAGAAAAACAAAUAGUUCCGAGAUUAUACUAGGCACUGAAACAACAUCCAACAUCUAUCCUAUAAUACAACACGAUAUAUCUACACCCUCGAUGUGAUCCCUCCUAGCACCGUCAAAUGAAAGCAACUAGUAUAUUCCCUCAAAAUGAUUCUUAAUCGUAAAUUAGCCAGUGUAAAAAAUGCAAAAGAUUACGAUUACUAAACCGUUGUUGAUUGUGAAUGUAUCAACUUACUGACUAGUUUAGCAAAAAAGUAAUAAUAAUACUAAAAAUCUAAAGCAAAACAAAUUAUAUAUUACUCAGCAUUCUGUUUGAUAAAGAUAAAGGUAUAGCAAAGCGAAAAAAAAACUGUGAUUGAAGAGAUAAUCGGAAUGUCUGUGCAAGUUAGUGUCGUGUGCCGGUUGAUCAAAGCUAAAAGAAUUGAUUUGUAUUUCAGUUAGUGUAAGGUUAUACGAUUAUGUUAAGCAAAGGUAAACAUAAAGCAACAUUGAUGAACUGACUCUUGUGUUUUAUACUAAUUUACUGACUGUUCAAGUCAUCAACUAGUUCUGCAGGGACAAUUAAACUUUGUAUAUAGUUUACUUCGAAUUCACUAAAAUAGAAGAUUAGAAACUUUCUUUCCAUUAUAUUGAGUUUAGUUGUAUGGUUCAUGAGCAAAUAAUUGCAAUAAUUUUAAUUAAUAUGGAUCAGCUAGUUAUCAAUUAAUUUAACCGUUCGAACGAGCAUUCCUGUGGUUCCAGUUUAACAGUAUAAAAUUUUGACGACAUAUUUUUUGUUUGCAUUCGACCGCGUGUUAAUAUGCUUACCUUUAUUUUAUUAGGAAUGGCGUGAAGACAGUGAGGUAUGGUUUGUAAAGCAAAUUAGUGUUAAAAUAUGUUCAAUGAGUUAUUCUUCGACAAAGAAUUAAUGUCGAAUGUGAAUAUGUUCAUCUAUAUAGAUACCCUAUUUAUGAAGAAUAAUAGUUAAUAUAUUACUGCUAUUGAUGAUCAUUAAAA